UUCUUUAUGUGGAAAGCAGCAGACCCCAGACACCAUUUCAAUCAAGGUUGAAGAGGAUAUUGGUGGAGGCAUGCCCGCUGUAGAAGACGGCAUUGACAUCAGAGACUGCAGCACGCAGCGCGGCGCCACCUCGGAGAGUCUGCGUGUGGACGCCCCUGGCUCCUCCCACAUGUCAAGUCACAGCGGGGAGCUGCGGAUCCUGGGCGUCUACGGACAAGGGGAGGGCCCACUGGCGGUGGACGGCCAUGACACCCUCUUUGCCGCGUCAGAACUGGAGGUCUUGAGCUCUCUGUCCGCUGACCACAGCGUGGCCAAGAGCCUGAACUGCAGCGUGAGGCUCGUCCGCCUUGAGGAGCAGACUGGGCAUCAGGGCGGCCGCAAGGGCCGGCCCGGUGUCUUGGGUGGCAAGGUUAUUCCCAACAAUGCCAAUAUGAUCCACACCCACGAGGAGCCGUACGUGUGCGACCAAUGCAUGAUGUGCUUCAGUCGAAAAGGCUACCUGAAGGUACACAUGAGGACUCACUCCGGGGAGAAGCCGUUCAGGUGUGACCAAUGCACAAAGCGCUUCAGUCAGAGCGGGUCCCUGAAGGUCCACAUGAGGACUCACUCCGGGGAGAAGCCGUACAAGUGUGACCACUGCAUCAAGUGCUUCAGUCAGAACGGGGCGCUGAAGGUCCACAUGAGGACUCACUCCGGGGAGAAGCCCUACAAGUGUGACCAAUGCCCGAUGAGCUUCAGUCUGAAAAGCCACAUGAAGGGCCACAUGAGGACCCACUCCGGGGAAAAUCCCUAUAAGUGUGAACAAUGCACGAUGCGAUUCAGAAAGGAAAGCUCCCUGAAGAUCCACAUGUGGACUCACGCUGGGGAGAAGCCCUACAGGUGUGACCUAUGCACGAUGCGCUUCAGAAAGAAAAGCUACCUGAUGAUCCACAUGAUGACUCACUCCGGGGAGAAGCCCUACAAGUGUGACCAAUGCACGAAGCGCUACACUCAUAUUUCCGCCCUGAAGACACACAUGAGGACUCACACCGGGGAGACGCCCUUCAAGUGUGACCAAUGUACGAAGCGCUUCAGUCUGAAAGGCACCCUGAACAGACACAUAGCGACUCACUCCGGGGAGAAGCCCUACAAGUGUGACCAAUGCACGAAGCGCUUCGGAGAGAAAUCCAAGCUGAAGCGUCACAUGAGGACUCACUCCGGUGAGAAGUCGUACGGGUGCGACCAAUACAUGAAGAGCUCAGUGGAGGAGCAAGAACAUUUUCAGUGGGAUGGCCAGGAAGUCUGCGAUGCCUUUGGAGACAGUAGCACGCAGCGCAGCGCCACCUCGGAGAGUCUGGGUGUGGACGCCCCUGGCUCCUCCCACCUGGCCAGUCACAGGGAGGAGCUGAAGAUUGUGAUCGUCCACGAAGUAGGGGACGGUCAACUGGCGGUGGACGGCCAUGACACCCUCUUCACCGCGUCAGAAGUGGAGGCCCUGAACUCGCUGUCUGCGGACCACAGCGCGGCCAAGAGCCUGGAGCGCGGCGAGCGGCUGGUCUGCCACGAGGAGCUGAGUGUGCAGCAGACCCCAGACACCAUUUCAAUCAAGGUUGAAGAGGAUAUUGGUGGAGACUGGCCCGCUGGAGACGGCAAUGACAUCAGAGACUGCAGCACGCAGCGCGGCGCCACCUCGGAGAGUCUGCGUGUGGACGCCCCUGGCUCCUCCCACAUGUCAAGUCACAGGGGGGAGCUGCGCAUCCUGAGCAUCUACGGACAAGAGGAGGGCCCACUGGCGGUGGACGGCCAUGACACCCUCUUUGCCGCGUCAGAACUGGAGGCCUUGAGCUCUCUGUCCGCUGACCACAGCGUGGCCAAGAGCCUGAACUGCAGCGUGAGGCUCGUCCGCCUUGAGGAGCUGACUGGGCAUCAGGGCGGCCGCAAGGGCCGGCCCGGUGUCUUGGGUGGCAAGGUUAUUCCCAACAAUGCCAAUAUGAUCGUCAACAUGAGUACCAACACCAAUGAGAAGCCGCACAGGUGCGCCCAAUGCAUGAUGCUCUUCCAAUGGAAAAGCGACCUGAAGAUCCACAUGAGGACUCACACUGGUGAGAAGCCCUACAAGUGUGACCAAUGCACGAAGCGCUUCAGUCGGACAGGCACCCUGAAGAUCCACAUGAGGACUCACUCAGGGGAGAAGCCCUACAGGUGUGGCCAAUGCACGAAGCGCUUCAGUCAGAGCUCUGCGCUGAAGACCCACAUGAGGACUCACACAAGCGAGAAGCCGUACAGGUGUGACCAAUGCACGAUGCGCUUCAGUCGUGUCUCCACCCUGAAGAUCCACAUGAGGACUCACUCCGGCGAGAAGCCCUACAGGUGUGACCAAUGCAGGAUGCGCUUCAGUCAUGGCUCCGCCCUGAAGAUUCACGUGAGGACUCACUCUGGUUAGAAGUGCACAUGCUCAUGCACACGGACAAUGGGGUGCUUUAACAUGGGGUACAAGAUGCUUUGACACCUCUAUCCUGUAUUUGUUGAACAUUUCUGACUAAACACUUUCCAACUUUUGAUUCGCUUUGUUUUUAUUGUUAAUAAUUUAAAGGCAAUAAACAUGUAUUGCAGUGUUAA
This is a messenger RNA of Gadus macrocephalus (Pacific cod), 2598 nucleotides long. RefSeq names its product zinc finger protein 845-like. The transcript has 5 exons. Gene Ontology annotation, biological process: regulation of transcription by RNA polymerase II. NCBI's taxonomy places the organism in Eukaryota, Metazoa, Chordata, Actinopteri, Gadiformes, Gadidae. Gene Ontology annotation, cellular component: nucleus. Gene Ontology annotation, molecular function: DNA-binding transcription activator activity, RNA polymerase II-specific; RNA polymerase II cis-regulatory region sequence-specific DNA binding. The record is from RefSeq and is a predicted model, not a curated record. Bases 71 to 2422 code for a protein of 783 amino acids.